AUGUCUUUGCAGUUGUCUCGUGCUGGUCAUUCAAGAGCUGGGCCGUUGAUAUUGGCUCGAAGAGGUGGACUCGCUUGCUCUCGAGGACGGAAACAGCGAGAGUACACUUCACAGCAGAAACAAUAUGCGCCUAAACAUGAGACAAAUCCAGCAAAGUACAACUGGAAUCCGAACAAUUUUACAGAUGAACUCCCGAAGAAUUACGAGAAAUACCCUCUCUUGACUGCUUCACAACUGAGUAGAGAAAAGAAACCGCGUCGAGAAGUUAAGAUGCUUGUCCGGGACUUCAUCGCGGACGCGUUGUAUAACCCCAACUAUGGCUACUUUCCGAAACAAGCCGUAAUCUUGUCUUCGCCAGAACCCUUCGACUUCCCGUCAUUGAAAAACUCUGACGAGUUUAACAGUAUGGUCGCACGUACGUAUGCUACCGAUGAUACUGGCCCUCGAACUCUCAUCGGACGGCAAUUGUGGCACACUCCGACAGAACUUUUUAAACCGUGGUAUGGCAGUGCCAUAGCACAAUGUCUAACCGCCGAUUAUAUGCUCAAAUAUUUCCCAUACGAGGACUUCAUCAUUUAUGAAGUAGGGGGUGGCAAUGGCACUCUGGCGCGCAAUAUUCUCGACUUCGUACGGGACUAUUACCCCGACAUCUACGAGAGAACAAGUUAUCGGAUCAUUGAAAUUUCCCCCCAACUUGCAGAAAUACAGAAGCAACAACUCAAACAGGAACAUGAAAAUGUGGAAGUCAUCAUCAAAGACAUCUUGCAAUGGGAUAAACCUGACUUGUCCCCUUGCUAUUUCAUUGCGGCGGAAGUGAUCGACAACUUUCCGCAUGACAUUAUUCGGUAUCGAACAGAAGAUCUAAAGCCUGCCCAAUGUGUAGUCGUUGUGGACAGCGAAGGAUCGUACACGGAGCUUUACGAACCAAUAACCGAUCCUCUCAUUACCCGAUUUCUUGCUUACAGAACAGCACUUCAUCACCAGCCUCCAGUACUCACUCGAGUGAUGACUUCACCGGUUCUACGCUUUCUUCGUCAAGCUCUUCCCAUGGUGCCUAAUCUCUCCUCGCCUGAGUUCAUCCCUACACAUCUGCUCCUAUUCCUGGAGAAGCUCCGUAGGAACUUCCCACAGCACCGCCUGCUUUUGUCCGAUUUCUUUUCUUUACCAGAAGCACUUUCCGGCUACAAUGCACCAGUGGUACAAACACGGUAUCGCGGCGCCAUGAUACCAUGCACGACGUACCUGGUACAACCAGGAUAUUUCGACAUCUUCUUCCCCACUAACUUCGAACGACUCGGUGAACUCUACGAGCUGGUUAUGUCACUACCACACACGCCGCAAGAACUCGAUAUUCGCAGCUCUCCUAUCCUCCAGAGUGAUCGUCGACUGGCCUCCGACUUCUUCUCAGCUCGGGGACGCAGUGAUGUCGAGCCAACUCCCGUUCUGAGCGGGAAGCCGGCUCGUCUUGGUCCGCCUCUCUGCAAUAUAUUUACCCACAAAGAAUUCCUCACGCGCUACGCGAAUAUCGAGGCGACAACAUUGCGAAAUGGAGAAAAUCCCUUACUGGAAUUCUAUCAGAAUGCGAAGUUCCUGUUCUAAACGAACCCAACCCUCUUCGUCGUCGUGACAAUCAUGAACAUGUAUACAUUGGACAGAGUUUCGACUACGGGGCUAG
This is a messenger RNA of Dacryopinax primogenitus, 1675 nucleotides long. RefSeq names its product DUF185-domain-containing protein. The record is from RefSeq and is a predicted model, not a curated record. The transcript has 3 exons. Bases 1 to 1599 code for a protein of 532 amino acids. Gene Ontology annotation, cellular component: mitochondrion. Lineage: Eukaryota; Fungi; Basidiomycota; Dacrymycetes; Dacrymycetales; Dacrymycetaceae. Gene Ontology annotation, molecular function: protein-arginine omega-N symmetric methyltransferase activity.